AUGGCGCCCAGUAAAACAGACAUUGACAGCGUGGGUACGGUGUUGCUGGAUACCGGUCGGCCCCUGCCGGCGCGGUUCCGGGCAUUGUUCACGCUUCGUAAUAUAGGUGGACCGAGCGCCGUGAUUUGGAUCGGUCGUGGGUUCAGUGAUGAAUCGGCCUUACUGAAGCAUGAACUGGCUUACUGCUUGGGACAGAUGAGGGACAGGAGUGCACUUCCCAUACUGAGCGCUGUGCUGAAAGAUCGCAGCCAGGAGCCCAUGGUCCGCCAUGAGGCAGGAGAAGCUUUAGGUGCUAUUGGAGACCCUGAAAUGCUUGAACUUCUAAAAGAAUAUAGCAAUGACCCUGUUAUUGAGGUAGCAGAAACAUGUCAACUUGCCAUGCACCGGAUAGAGUGGCUUCAAGAACAUCCUGAUGCCCCUGACAAUAAUCCUUACUCCUCCAUAGACCCUGCGCCACCCUCUACAGAAAGAGACAUUGCUUCUCUGCGUGAUAACCUUUUAAAUGAUAACUUGCCACUAUUUGAACGUUAUCGUGCAAUGUUUGCACUUCGCAAUAUUGGCGGGCAGGAGGCAGUCUUGGCUUUAACAGAUGGUUUAAAAUGCGGAGGCUCUCUGUUCCGCCAUGAAAUUGGAUAUGUAUUGGGUCAAAUGCAGCAUGAGGCAGCGGUCCCAGGGCUUGCGGCAGCAUUGGACCUGAUGGAAGAGAACCCUAUGGUGCGCCAUGAGUGUGCUGAAGCGUUGGGCUCUAUUGCACGAGAAGACUGUUUAGAAGCACUUCGGGAUCAUAUAAAUGAUGGGGAACAAGUGGUGAGAGAGAGCUGUGAGGUGGCUUUGGAUAUGUACAACUACGAGAACAGCGGAGACUUUCAGUAUGCAUACAGUUUAAACCAAAUGCAGGAGCUGGCUUAAGUCA
Nanorana parkeri is the source of this 913-nucleotide messenger RNA. It is a transcript of the gene DOHH, whose product is annotated as deoxyhypusine hydroxylase/monooxygenase. Gene Ontology annotation, biological process: peptidyl-hypusine biosynthetic process. The record is from RefSeq and is a predicted model, not a curated record. Gene Ontology annotation, molecular function: deoxyhypusine monooxygenase activity. The transcript has 4 exons. The coding region runs from base 1 to 909 and encodes 302 amino acids. NCBI's taxonomy places the organism in Eukaryota, Metazoa, Chordata, Amphibia, Anura, Dicroglossidae.